CCAGUCUGCGAUUUCAAAAGCUUGGAUUGAUCAUAUAUUGGAGUAAUCUGUAGCCAUACAUAGCUAGCGGUUAGUGUUGAGAUAGGUUAGGUUAGCACUAAUGCAUCGUAGCGUCACCUCACAUCAGCCCCUGGCAGUGGCUUGGUCAGCGGAGGCUUGUUUUGCUGUCACUGCUCAGGCCAGUAAUGAUGGCCUCUGGGUACCGGGUGCAAAGUAGUUUUGGCUAUUUUUAAAAGGCCAACUUAAACGUUGACGUAGCGGUUUCACUGAGCAUUACAAGAGCAUUUCAGUCUAGCGAGGUUAUACAGUCAGCGUUAGCUAAUGUUUAAUAUUAAUUGUAACAGGAUAGCUAGCUGUCCAAAUAAUAUGCUAGAAGAGUGACCUCAGAUUAAAGGCACAAUAAAGAUAGAUAACAAUAGAUAGCUAACGUUAUUUGAUUGUUCACAAGAAAAGGUUAGCUAUUUGGCUAGCUCCGCAGCUGUCGUCAGCGGUCAUUCCAUAUGUAGCUUAGCUAAACUUAAAUCCUACAAGGAUCACGUCCGUUUACCUACUAACGAUUUGCUAUAGCACGUACAAUUCAUGCUAAAAUGAUACUUCCAACCUUAACAAUAGUUAACACAGGAACCUCCAUGUUGUAUAAGACCCGUAUGCAAGCCACAGAGGAGCCAUUUACUGUGAAGCAACAACAGCCGGAGAAGAGCUGCUCAGCCACGUUUAUUUUUUUAGGCAAAAUUGUCCUCCUCGUUUUCUUUGUACCACCUUUCCUCAACUAUGCUUCACUCCAACGAGAAGGACAAGAGCUCAGACCCAAAGGUGCACAAAUGGUAGAUAUAGGUCUUGGCCAGAAGAUCAGCCUAAUUUGCAAAGGACAAGGACAACCAGUUGUGAUUCUCGACGCACCAACGGGGAUGUCCUCCGACAUUUGGCAUCACGUGCAGGAGAGUGUGUCGCAAGCAACCAAGGUGUGUGCCUAUGACAGAGCUGGACUGGGCUUCAGCAGGCGAGCCAUGCAGAACGAGACCACAGGAAUGGAGAAGGUGUGGCAGCAGUCAACAUCCGGAAGGAUGGUGGACGACCUUCACCGGUUGGUCAAGGCUGCCGAGAUCGCCACGCCCUUCAUCCUGGUUGGCUCGGAGCUGGGCGCGCUCAACGGCCUGUUCUACAGCCACGUCCGUGACGUGCAAGUGUCGGACCUGGUGCUGAUCGAUCCGAUUCCGGAGGACAUCUUUGAAGAUGAGUCGUGGCAGCAGUACUGGUCGGCCCACCUGGUUCCCUCCCUGCAGGCGAUGCAGCUCUCUGCUGCGGCGGGCGCGAGCCGCCUACUCCUCAUCCUCGGCCUCCUGCGACCGCCGCUCGACGGAGACGCCGUCCCGGAGGAUGUGCUCCAACGGCAGAAAUACCUCCUGAGUAACCCGGCCCACCAGAGCGGCGCUGUGGACGAGCACUUCUUCCUCAAUGAGAGUCUGGCUCAAGUCAGGGAGAUCUCCAAAUUCAAGCCACUUUCUACCCAAAUCUCCCUGAGCGUCAUCACCGGAGACUGUUUCGACGAGCACCUCCCUACGCACCUCAACCAAGUUUUUGCUGAACGUCAGAGCAGGGCUCUGGCGCGCAUCUACCCCCAGGCCUCGCGCAUUCACAUUCCAGGGGCGGACCGGCGCGUGGUCUAUAAAAAGCCGUCAUCUGUGAGCAAACAUUUGCUGGAGCUGGUGUCAAAAAGACAGACUAAACAGCUCAGGCAAUGAGGCGCCUCUCAAACAUGCCUGACUUCCUAACAGCAGCCUGAGGGGGGGAAUAGUCACUGGCAUUCACAGCUCUGCUGCGUCAUCAGAAUCUGUUUUGCAGGCUUUUAUUUUAUUUUUUUUAUGUAAAUAAACGACAUAGAAUGUGAAACCUCAACAAAAUGUAACUUGUCAAGUUUUGAUGCUUCACUAUAAAUGUAAAUAAAAAGUUUUCUGAA
Molecule: messenger RNA, 1957 nt
Organism: Electrophorus electricus (electric eel)
Lineage: Eukaryota; Metazoa; Chordata; Actinopteri; Gymnotiformes; Gymnotidae
Source: RefSeq, a predicted model, not a curated record